Staurois parvus is the source of this 266-nucleotide messenger RNA. The record is from the annotation of a GenBank genome assembly. Lineage: Eukaryota; Metazoa; Chordata; Amphibia; Anura; Ranidae.
CCCAGGGGUGGACUGACCAUUUGGAAACUCGGGCACUGCCAGAGGGCCCGGGGUCAGUCGGGGGCCCAAUGAGAUGCCCCUGGUACCUUUUUCAUAGGCUUUUUUGAGUUUGGGCAAGGACACAGGGGCCCCAUGAUCCCCUAUUGCCUGGGGGCCCCAUGAGUUGUCAGUCCGCCCCUGAUGAGACCCUGCCCUUUAGUGCUGCCUAUCAGUGCCCAUCAGUGCCGCCUAUCAGUGCCCAUCAGUGCUGCCUCAUCAACGUACAU